This is a messenger RNA of Menidia menidia (Atlantic silverside), 3909 nucleotides long. The record is from the annotation of a GenBank genome assembly. Lineage: Eukaryota; Metazoa; Chordata; Actinopteri; Atheriniformes; Atherinopsidae.
AUGGUUCUUUUUUGUCGUUGUAGGUUCUACGAUGUUCCUAGUUUGACUUAUUCAGAGCCUCUGAGCCAUGAUGAGCGAGAUAUUUCCUACUGGCGGAGGCGAGGCCAGGACUUCAGCAUCCUUCUGGACUAUGCUGAUGGCAGGGAGCUAAGGGCCUCUGCUGGAGCGUGGAGGCCACAGGCCCUGAUCUCAGCUGAGGAAUACAGGGCAGAGAGACAAGCGCAGCAGCUAUGGGAGGACAUUUCCUGGUUAAGGGACCCAGAUGCGGGCCCUGGUCAACUGAGGGUGACAGGGGAGAGGAAGUGCCAAAGUCUUGGCACAGAGGAGUGGAGGCCCGCGGUGGGCCUGGGAAGGCAGUUGUCCGAUGGAGACGGGGAGAGGUGGGCAAAGGACCAGUACCGCCUGAGGACGCCCGAGGGGUUUUUUCACCCUAGAGUGAAAGCGAAGUCUCAGUCUCUCCCCAGGGUUUUGUCACCUGAUGGAAAUGACUGCAGAGAGCUAGUUCCAUCAAGACCGAGUCUACCUGACAGACAGAGGAUAAACAGCACUGUUUUCUCUGGGCCCUACAGUAGGUAUGUCUAUGGCGCCGGCAGGGACCGGUGGGGUAGGAAUGUCGGGCCAAGCAGCCACGUUGCACUUUUACCAAAGCCCAGGUUCAGCAGGCCUUUAAAGCCUCCAUCAUACGAGAUUCACCAGCAGACGAGGGGUAGCGCAGAAAUGCUCGCUAUAGAGCAGGGUGCCAAACAAAAAGACAGAUCUAUCUAUUAUCCAAGGGGUGGGGAGCUGAGACAUGACUAUUUCGCACAACACUCUGCCAUCACUGGAAUGGAGCCCCCGGGCUAUAUCCCGCCUCCCUCUUAUAGAAGAGCCCCACCCCCAAGAUCAGUUUCAAUCAACCGCAACGAAGUCGCGAGUUUUAGAUGGAGGGCAGAAGCCCUGCAGAUGCCCAUGUCAGAUCCCGGGAGGUGGUUCUCCCGACAGGGAUGUGGCUCGUGGCUGGAGAGCUACGGAGAGCGCAGCGCGUCCUUUCGGAAACUGGUACACUCUGGACCCGAAGAGCAGCCGGGUCAUCUUCGUCAAUUACCCGCUGAAGAUCCGAGAGUGAAGCAAAUCUCAGGAGGGCCUAGCGGAGCUUCUCUGACCGACAUGGACAAAAUGCGUAACAUCAACAAAGAGACUCCGCCCGCUAAGACUUUAGGACAAUCUACUAAUGAUAGUGCCUUUCCUCCCCAACAGGGGCCAGCUCUCAACACUGAAACCCGCAAAACAGCUAUCACUGACAACGACAGCAGUAAUCGAUGGUGCAACAGGGGUAUGACUAAAAAAAGUGACAGUGUAGGUCCGGAAACGAGCCGCACUCAGUUUCUUCCUUCAUCCAUUCUGGGCAAGCCACCACCGCCCCCAUGUAAGCCGGCCGAUCAGGGUGUUUCUGAAACUGUGACAGAGGUGAAGAAAGUGGAGCAGCCUGAACCGCCCGAGAAAGACAAAACAAAGAAUUUAAAAAAGAGACUCAGUGAAACUAUAUUUUGUUUGGUGUCUGUCCCGGUCACUCCACAGCUCACUGGUACGAUCCGCGAUCAGAACAACAACAACGAGAAGUCUCCGGACCCAGCAGGCAGUCCCAGUGACAACAAGACUGGCCACUUAACGAACCAAAGUCUCCAAAGCACAUCUUCAGCUGAAGCUGAGCUGCAAGCACUCACUGGUAGCAUAGCGAGCAGCAAAACUAGCAGCAGAGCGAGCAGCAAAAUGUUUAAAAAGCUGUCCUGUAGGCCUCCUAAGAUAAAUCACUACAAGGAGCUGAAGCUGUCCGGAUCCUGGCCUGCAAACCAGUAUCGAGACCAGGAGACACAAACUAGCCCAGAGGCCAGAAAACCCUCCCCUGAAAACAAGGAAGCACAACAAGAGCCCGUUACCCCCGACGCUGAAGUUGCUCCAGAUAACGGCGCCGUGCUGGGCGCUGCCUUCAGUUUUCCAAUUAAGGGAGUGAAGAGCCUAAAACUAUCCAGUAACAGCGCCUUCUCUCUCACCUCCACCUUCUCCAGUCAGCUGAACAAGAGCACAGCUCAACAGCCAGCAGUACCACCCUCAGGAAAUGUGGAGGAGACCAAACCAGCAGCAACUGGUGGCCAGGAGCCGUUUGAGCAGCUACUGCUGAAACCAACCACCCAGCGACCAUGGGAUGCUGUCAAGGAGCUGGAGACCAUCAAAAAAGAAGUCCAGGAACAACAGAAACAGCAGAUAAGCAAACAGCCCAGUGUUGACAAGUGCAUAGAGGACUUAAACGAGGCCUACAAAGACAUCUUAGAGCUAGGCACUGCCAGCAAUAAAGUCCCAAACGGUUCUGUUCAAAUCCCUGAACGCAUUAAAAUCCGACUGACAUCCGAACCUCUCAACAAGCCCAGCAGCCUUAGGCGCAGUGCAGUAAGCUGGUCCGUUGACCCAGAAUACCGAGAAGUGAAGAGCGCCUUCUCCAGGCCUGCGACAAAGUCAGUGACCUUCAGCAAGCAGCUUCGAGAGGAGCUGCCGGUCCCGCCUCGCGAGACGGGCUUCCGAGAAUACAGGGUUGUUGCACAUCUCUCCCGCAGAAGGAGCAACGACGGCAGGACGGUGAAACUGGACCUGCCGGACGAGCCUAUCGAGACGCCACUUUGUGACUUCAGUCCAACAACGCACACUACCGCAGCCGAGGUGCCAUGGGCGGACAGGCAGCCCAUGCAGGACGCCUCCACACUCACCAGUCCCCCAGAUUAUGAGGACAUAUGCCAGACUUUACGCCAGCCUAAAGACCCGGCGGACGGCGGCAAAGGGCCCGCCGGCCCUUCCAGACCCAACGACACCGAGAACCUUCAAGAUCUCGGCGCCGACUCCGAGGAGGACUGCCCUAUUUGCAAAAGAGAGCUGGAGAAUCAGAUGAGACAGGGCGCACUGCCUCCGCUUCACGAGGAGAACAGCUCGGACAGCUCGGCCAAUCAGAACGGCAGCCCGCCGCAGCGCGCCACGUCGGAAAGUCCGGAAGAAGGUUCAAAAACCGAGGAGCCCAACGCCUCAAGUUCCAACCAGCUGGGGUCGGAGCCACAUGCCGACGCAGAGGAGAAGCAUCCGUUGACGCAGGAGGGAGAGGGGGAACAAGGGGGCCAGGUUCAGGCAGAAAACUCAGAGGGAGCGCAGGCCGCCGAUCCGGCUGCGGACGCGCCGGCAAACGCAGGCACCGAGUACGUUUUACCGGCCAACUUGCCGUCGGAGCCCCAAGCCGCAGAGCAGCAGGGUGCCGAAACCGUAUCCAAAGAAGCGGAACCACAAGACGAGGAAGCCACGACGGGAGAAACGGCUGAGGGAAGUGCGGACAGACGGACGAGCGAGGAGAAAAGCGAGGAGGAGGAUAGAGCAGCGGCCACGGACAAGCAGGAGCCAGAGAAGAGGCAGUUCACUCUGCGGCCUCUGGGGCGAGACCACCCGGGGCUACCCGAGUUCCCGCCAGAGAGACUGCCCCUUUCAGUUCCCCCCAACCUCGACCGGAGACUAUCUCUCAGCUUAGAGGGGGAGAGGAGGAGCAGGGGCCCUUCCAAUCGCAUCGAGGCCCUGCAGACCAAGCUGGCCAUCUCUCCCGGCCGGGUGGCAGUGGAGCGGCUGGCCAGGAUGAGAGAGGUGGACGUCAUGUGCCGCGUGAGACGCCUGAGCAUCAGGAGCACUGACUCUGGGGAGGGCGAGACGGAGACGGAGGGGCCGGGCAAGGAGGAGCAGGUGGAGGAGCUCCAGCAAGAGCUCCAGCAGGAGCCUCAGAAGGACGGGGAGAACAAUCAGGGGGCCACUUGCUCGCAGCAGGCCGCUGAGGAGGCAGUGUCGCAAGAUGAGCAGAAGUCAUCUCUCUCAGAACCCAGUGAUCCCAGCCAAGCGGAGACAGUGUAG